Sinocyclocheilus rhinocerous is the source of this 1355-nucleotide messenger RNA. RefSeq names its product nicastrin-like. The annotation marks the transcript as partial. The record is from RefSeq and is a predicted model, not a curated record. Gene Ontology annotation, cellular component: plasma membrane. Lineage: Eukaryota; Metazoa; Chordata; Actinopteri; Cypriniformes; Cyprinidae. Gene Ontology annotation, biological process: Notch receptor processing; protein processing. The transcript is spliced from 9 exons.
GUCGGCCUGCGCAGUGGGCGGAGCCUCUGGAUGCACUCUGACCCCGUAUCCCGCAAGAACGAAAGUGUGAAUGCAGAGGUGUUGGAUCUGAUGAACAAAAUGCAGUCUGCUGCUGCUGGUCUGAAUGUCUCGUUGGGUCAUCCGUUGUUCACGCAGCCGCUGCCGCCCUCGUCUCUCCAGCGGUUCCUGCGAGCCAGACCGAUCCCCGGCCUCGUGCUGGCAGACCAUCAGACAUUGUUCAACAACAGAUACUAUGAGAGCAUGUACGAUGACGUAGAGAACCUGAACGUCACGUAUCCACCCGACCUGAGUCCAGACGAGCAGCUGGUGUACGAGACGGACGCGGCCAAGUCUCUGGCAGAAGUGGCCACACUCGUCGCUCGCUCACUUUACUUACAGGCGGGAGGAGAGGAUAAGAGCCUGAGCAACAUCACCGCUGACCCCAAGAUCGUGAGUCACAUGACCAACACACACACACACACACGCGCACACACACUCACUCACAAUAUGCACUGGUUUCGGUCGCUGCUGCCUCCUGAAGUCACUAAGAAAGGAGACAACAGUAUUCUGAGCUCUGGUCCUCCUCAGUUCUACAUCGGACUCGGUCCUCGCAUCCACGGCCCAGUUCACAGCGUCACGCGCUUCGUUCAGUACAUUCUGGCUAAUCUGACGGGAACCGUCACCAACCUCACGGAGAGCCAGUGCCAGAAUCCCAGCGAGAUCAACACCGAGAACAAAGACUUGUUCUCGUAUUUUUGGGUGUCGGGUCCGGCGUCGCUCAACAGCACCGGAGAGCCGUUCUGCGUCCGAGCGUCCGUGCGUCUCUCCAAAGCCGUCUCUCCUGCCUUCGAGCUUCUGGAGUACGGCUCUCCAAAUUAUUCCACAUGGACCGAGUCCCGCUGGAAGAGCAUCCGAGCGCGCAUCUUUCUGGUGGCCAGCAGAGAACUGGAGAUGUUAACUCUGGGAGUGGGCGUGGCCGUGCUGCUGCUGUCUCUAUUGGUGACCUACUUCAUCAGCUCGAAGGCGGAGCUUCUGUUUAGCUCCGCCCGUGAAACGCCCACAACGGCCUACUGAACAAAACCAGAGUCCAGAAUCUCCAGCCGCUCAUUCAUUCAUUCAUUUCCCUUCAGCACACAAACACACUUCAGUUCACGAGUAAUUUAUUCAAACCUGACGGGAUUAUUGUUGGUUUUGCUGCCAUGGUUUUAGCUGGGCUGGUCUGGACCCUUCUGGAAAGUUUUUUAUACAUAUAUAAUUCCAGAUGUUUUUUCUGAUCAUGACAUGGACGGGCACAUGUGUGUGUGAGUGAGUGAGUGUGCUUGUGUGUGUGUCUCUGUGUGUGUGUGUGUGUGUGA